ACAACUCAGCUGAAGGUAAGGAGAGACUCCGGGUCCACCGCCAGAUUCUAGGGGCAGGUCUCCAGGCUGCCGCCCGCAAGCCUACCAAUCUGGCCAAGGUCUAUGAUGUAAGACAGGGUAAGGAUGAGAGUCCAGCAGCCUUCUUAAAGAGAGUCAUAAAGGCUUUUAGGCAGUGCACCCCUAUGAACCCAGAAACCCCGGAAACAAAGGCCACAAUUAUCAUGCCACUCUGGACAUUAAAAAGAAAUUGCAAAGAGUAGAGAGACUGGGAGAGAAGAGCUUGCAGGACUUAGUGAUAGUAGCAGAACGAGUCUAUAAUAAUAGAGACAGUCCGGAAGAACAACAAACCAAACUAAGUGACCGGCAGACCCGAAAUCUGGCCAAGAUCUUGCUGGCCACAACCAUGGACGACCCACAGGAAAGAUGGAGGCACCUCAAGAAGCUGGCUUCAGGGACAGCCUGCCUUUAGCACCCAGGAGCCAAGACCUCUUCGCCUUUGAAUGGACGGACCCUGAGAAAGGCAUCAAUGGCCAGCUCACCUGGACUCGACCACCACAAGGAUUCAGAAAUUCACCGACCAUCUUCGAUGAGGCCUUACACGAAGACUUGGGUGAGUUCCGUUCAUUUAAUUUAUUACAAUAUGUAGAUGAUAUCCUGUGGACGGCGGAGGACCAGGCCACAUGCCUGCGAGGCACCAGGGACUUGCUCCAGACCAUAGUGGCCCUAGGAUACCGGGCCUCAGCUAAAAAAGCCCAGAUGUGCAGAGCAGAGGUGAGCUACCUUGGGUACAAAUUAAAGGAUGGACAGAGAUGGUUGAUGGAUGCGCGGAAGGAAACCGUCUUAAGGAUCCCACAGCCGCAAACCGUCCGCCAGGUGCACGGAGUCAGAGCUGAUCUCCAGGACCAGCCACUGCCCAACGCGGACGCCACCUGGUACACGGACGGCAGCAGUUUUGUCCGAGAAGGAGUCAGAUCCGCGGGGGCAGCCGCGACCUCGGAGACGGAGACCGUCUGGGCAGAGCCACGCAGCGGAGCGUCGGCUCAACGGGCAGAACCCGCACUGGCCAAGGCGCUGACCGUGGGGGAAGGUGAAGGAAUCAACGUCUACACCGACAGCGGGUCCGCCCUCGCCGCCGCAGUCCACGGGGCCCUUCACAGGGAGAGAGGGCUCCUGACCGCAGAGGGAGAGACUGCUCAAAACCCAGCGGAGAUCCUUGACCUCCUGAGGGCCCUCUGGCUGCCCAGGGCCCUGGCCAUCAUGCACUGUCCGCGGCACCAGAGAGAGACACGCCAGGAGCGGGAACCGGCUAGCGGACUCAGAAGAUGCGGACUUAGGCUGGAUCAACGCUUGCCGGUGACCCAGGGCUUGCGUGGCUGGGGGAGGGCCGCAGACCCCAGCAUCAUCCUGCCGGAGGAACUGGGACGGCGAGGCCUAUCCAGGAUGCAUCGGAGCAUCCAUGGGACAAGGAAGAUGGAAGACCUCACACGACAUGCAAAGAUCACUAUUAAAGACACUCGAGCAGAGAUGGAGCAGACUGUGGCGAGCUGCCACGCAUGCCGGUUAACUAAUGCCACCGCCCAUGGAUCUAACCCGGGCACCCGGCUCCGAGGGGACCGCCCAGGACCCUACGGGGAAGUGGACUUCACUGAGGUAAGACCUGGAAAAUACGGAUACAGGUAUUUACUAGUGUUUGUAGAUACUCUUUCAGGAUGGACGGAGGCAUUUCCCACCAAACGUGAAACGGCACAGACCGUGACCAAGAAACUGCUGGAAGACAUGUUACUGAGGUAUGGUUUUCCUGUUAAGAUUGGGUCAGACCACGGCCCAGGAUUCUUCUCUAAGGUAACACGGGGAGUGGCACUAGUGCUUGGGGCAGAUUGGAAAUUACAUGGUGCAUAUAGGCCCCAGAGCUCAGGACAGGUAGAGAGGAGGAACAGAACAUUAAAGGAGACCUUAACUAAAUUAGCCCUGGAGACUGGGGACUGGGUGACUCUCCUCCCCUUCGCCCUAUAUAGGGUGAGGAACUCCCCAUAUAAGAUGGGACUGACUCCCUACGAGAUCAUGUUCUGUCUUCCUCCACCUGUUAUCCCCAUUUUAAAACUUGAGGUGCUUGCUGAAUUUGAUGGUCACCAACUUCUUUUCUCCCUCCAAAUGUUACAACGAACCCAUGAGCAGGUGUGGCCUAAGCUGAGGGCCCUCUAUGAGACGGGGCCACCCCCGGAUCCCCAUCAAUACCGGCCAGGUGUGAGAUACCAACACCGGACACUUCAACCUCGCUGGAAGGGACCCUACCUCUUGAUCCUGACCACUCCCACUGCUCUCAAGGUGGACGGGAUUACUCCCUGGGUCCACUACACCCACGUCCGGCCAGCUGACCCACAUGCCGUU
Molecule: messenger RNA, 2388 nt
Organism: Canis lupus familiaris (dog)
Lineage: Eukaryota; Metazoa; Chordata; Mammalia; Carnivora; Canidae
Biological process (GO): DNA integration
Molecular function (GO): nucleic acid binding; RNA-DNA hybrid ribonuclease activity
Source: RefSeq, a predicted model, not a curated record